Messenger RNA from Mytilus trossulus (common blue mussel), 1007 nucleotides. RefSeq lists its product as uncharacterized. NCBI's taxonomy places the organism in Eukaryota, Metazoa, Mollusca, Bivalvia, Mytilida, Mytilidae. The coding region runs from base 146 to 868 and encodes 240 amino acids. The transcript is spliced from 3 exons. The record is from RefSeq and is a predicted model, not a curated record.
UAUCAGUAUUUCACAAAACUCGUGAGCUCAGCAUUCUGACCAAAACACCAACACAUUAUCUUGUGGAAUAUACAGGAAGCAAAACUUACCAAGUAAGAACAGAGAUUUCUGUAGAUUCAAAACAUGGCCUCCUAUCAGGUACAGUAUGGAACCAGGAGACAAAGUUGCCACUGCUGUUGUUAUUGGAUCUGGGACAGAGACCGAGAUGAUUCAAAUGAAAACCAGUAGAGAGACAUCAGAGUCAUCACGUGAAGCAUCAACAAAACCACCAACUCAACAUACAGGGCAGCCAUAUUCCUCGAGCCUACCUACCACCAGACGUCCUGCCAAGAGGAAAAGGACAACAAAUACACCAAUGAGGCAAUCCAAAACCUCCAGAAUAGUACCACUCUCCAAAACUGCAUCAUCUGAAUCAACAACCAGACCAUCAGCGUCUACCUCUAGAACUGCACCAUCUGAAUCAACAGCCAGACCAUCAGUGUCUACCUCUAGAACAGCACCAUCUGAAUCAACAACCAGACCAUCAGUUUCUACCUCUAGAACUGCACCAUCUGAAUCAACAACCAGACCAUCAGUUUCUACCUCUAGAACUGCACCAUCUGAAUCAACAACCAGACCAUCAGUUUCUACCUCAGUACCACCAACAUCACUUACACAAACACAACCAACUACAACAAUGUAUCCAGGUUCUAGUUUUCCUGAUGAAGACAAGAUUAUUAAGUUGUUACAUGUUAUAAUAGAGCAAAAUACCAAACUUGAACAUAAACUAGAAGCCAUAAACAGACGUCUAAUGACCAAUGAAGCCAAACAGAAUACAAUGAUAGACCUAUUGCAAAGAUGUGACAAGUUCCUGGAAUAUGAAACAUGAGAGAUUUCUUUUUACUUCUUCAUCAUAUUGAAGACUUGAGUUUAACUUGCUGCAAACUGAUCACAAGAUAACUAGUUUUCUUAUCAAACAAAGAUCAUUCACCUAUUGUUAUUUUUAUAUAUUACAGUGAAAUAAAUAA